This is a messenger RNA of Liolophura sinensis, 3208 nucleotides long. RefSeq names its product arylsulfatase B-like. NCBI's taxonomy places the organism in Eukaryota, Metazoa, Mollusca, Polyplacophora, Chitonida, Chitonidae. Gene Ontology annotation, molecular function: sulfuric ester hydrolase activity. The record is from RefSeq and is a predicted model, not a curated record.
GCGAGGGAAGACAAAAGUGGGAUUUGUUUUAUAAGCUGUGAAACCAGUGUAGGUCAAAUGUUGCUGUUAAACUCAACUUAAAGUUGUUGGUUCAAAUGGCCUGACAUUGAAUGGCCACGUGACUGUGGCUUAAAAUAUGCUAGGGUUAUCGAUUUUUUCCGUCAAGUACAUGUAUAUUGUUACAGAUAAUCUGGGACUAGCAUUUUAAUCUGCGCUACUCCUUUCGAAAUUCAGUCCCUUUUCGAGUUUUUUACGUUUCGUUGUUUUCAUACACUCUGGAAGAAUCGUUCAUCGUCUGCGUGCGCCUGCUUUACUCUUGUGGUACACAGUCCAGACGAGACAGUUCUCAUCUCUGCCUCAGACAAAUUCUAGAUGACUUGGAAAACCACAUUAUCUGCUGUGGCUGCAGUGUUUCUCUGUGCUUUGGGAGAAUUCACUGUGCAAAGUCAGAGCAACAAACAGCCCCACAUCCUCUUUAUAGUAGCUGAUGACUAUGGUUUCCAUGACAUUGGUUACCACAAUUCCGAAAUCAAAACUCCCAAUCUGGACAAACUUGCUGGAGAUGGGGUGAAGCUGGAGAAUUACUAUGUACAGCCGAUUUGCACACCGACCCGCAGUCAGCUGUUCUCAGGCAAAUACCAGAUCCACACCGGUCUGCAGCAUGGCAUCAUCUGGAAGACACAGCCUAACGGCCUUCCUCUAGAGGACCCCACCCUGGCAGACAAGAUGAAAGAAGCUGGGUACUCCACGCACAUGGUGGGCAAGUGGCACAUCGGCUUCUACAAGGAAGAGUAUUUGCCUACACGCCGCGGUUUCGAUUCCUAUUUUGGUUACUACAGCGGCAGUGAGGAUUACUACAGCCACAAUACCUGCUCCUACCUGUUGAAAGGCUUCUGUGGUUACGACUUAAGAGACGGCGAUAAAGUUGAUUAUCAAGACAAGGGGAACUACUCUACACAUGUCUUUGCUCAGCGGGCCAUAGAUGUGGUUAACUCCCAUGAUCCAAAUAAGCCACUGUUUCUGUACAUAGCCUUCCAAGCUGUUCACGCUCCGUUAGAAGUGCCGGAGAAAUAUACACAGAUGUACGAUUUCAUACAGGACAAAAACAGGAGGACCUAUGCUGGUAUGGUGACAUGUAUGGAUGAAGCUGUGGGAAACAUUACUAAGGCUUUCCAGGACAAGUUCAUGUUUGAAAACACUUUUAUGGUUUUCACUACAGACAAUGGCGGUCAAAUUCUGGAAGGCGGGAACAAUUGGCCACUCCGGGGCUGGAAGGGUUCACUUUGGGAUGGAGGGAUGAAAGGUGUUGGCUUUGUCCAUGGCAACGGCCUGACCAAACCUGGCACAAUUAACACGGGCCUAAUGCAUGUAACUGACUGGUAUCCAACCCUGGUCAACCUUGCUAAAGGAUCUCUCAAUGGAACCAAACUGGACGGCCAUGACCAGUGGGAAACAAUAAGCCAAGGCAAGCCCAGUCAACGUCAGGAAAUUCUUCACAAUAUAGAUCCCCUCAGUAAAAAAGCUGGUCAGCCUCUCCGUAACGCCAGUUUUGACAACACAGUGAGAGCGGCUCUUCGUGUGGGCGACUGGAAGAUUAUCACAGGCGGCCCAGGUAACAGCAGUUGGAUUCCACCCCCACACAUGGCAGAGAAAACCCAGAUUUCAUCAGAGGCGCCAACAAAAAAUCUGUGGCUAUUUAACAUCGCUGUUGAUCCAGAAGAGCGCGACGACCUUUCUGAGCAGUACCCGGAUGUGGUUAGAAGGAUGCUGGACAGACUGCAAGCCUAUAAUGUCACAGCCGUCCCUGUGCGUUACCCCAAACCAGACCCUAGGUCAAACCCCAAGCUCCAUGGUGGGGUCUGGGGUCCCUGGGAGACCUAAUGAUACAGUUAUCAUUGAGGAUAUGUCCCACUUAGUAACAGCCAAUCACAUCAAAGCACCCUUUACAAAUCCUUUUUGUUUUGUCGCUCCCUUUUAGAUUACCUUCAAGCUGUAAACAAGAUUUGUUUUUAUGUGACAUUUUCCUUGUAAUCUGUGUCACGUAUUGAGGCUUAUGUUUGUUUUGUGCUUUACCACAUUUACACAUUUUUUACGGUACAGGCGUAACAUUUGUUAGUUUGAGCGUCGGAGUUCAAUAACAGAGAAAGCAUUGUUAACGAAAAUGUUCGGGGUAGUAUCUUAGAAAAUGCUUGUGUUCUUCUUUCCUCUUCUCAAAGAAAUAACCAAGUGCUGCAGUGUUAGUUGUACAACCUUUAGAAAACACAGGUCUCAGCGUCAUGUUCUUGUUCAGAGCCAGUAUGGAUUUACGAACAGCAUUUUCAUCGCUACAAUUCUGACGUCUAGAAAUGUUAUAAGUUGGAUAUGAUAGUUGUACAAAUGUACUUUAAAACUUGUCCUUUUAAAGGAAUAUCGUAUUGUAAUAAUCGUUUUGUACGUGUUACUUUGUAACACUCAGUGCAUAUUUUUUUAAUAUUCAAUUUACAAGUAUACAUGUACUUAUCUUGUUCAAAGACGGGCGCUGGGUCAGAGUGUGCUGAAAAUUUCGAAUGGCUUAAAGCCUUAAUGUGUGAUUGGUUAAUUACCACACUGUCAUAGCUUUAAAGGAAAAUUCUCGAGGUAAAACAAUAAUAUUUUUUUAUAAAUAGUUUGGAAUUAAACCCUUUAACAGUUUAGCCACCUGGGCUGGCGCCUCGAUUUUUGUAUGUCAUGUAACUGAACCAAUCAUUUUGUCCAAUUAGAACAGUCGAAGGGUUUUGUCCCUGACAUAGUUUAAUGCAAAUGUGACCGUCAUGUACAACUAUGUGGGAGCUCUAUAGUAGACACAGGUUAUAUAGCUUUAGUGUUGAUAUUGCAAAUGUCAGAGGGGCUCUCUGAGCCAAUUUUUUGGAGGGGCAGAAUGGUUUUGAUGCAGUCUGAAAUUGUUUUUAUAUGAAUGCUGAAUCUAGCAGUGUCAUUUUACAUUUGACGUUUUCUAUGCAAGUUUUUAUAAAUUUUAGUAAAUUGACAUUUUACUCUAGUGGUAUGCAGAGAUUAUGCAUACAUAACUUAAAAUGGGUAGAUAUAAUACAGAGGUGCAGUGGUGCAUUACUUCAUGUAUUUUAAGGUAUUUUUUUUUGUUGAUAUGUCGGUUGUUAUCAGAGCUUUACCAAUUAUGUUUUGUAGUGUUCAAACUAAUUGCUGUAAUAUAGAUAUAAAAAAUGAAUAUUAA